Gopherus flavomarginatus (Mexican gopher tortoise) is the source of this 2016-nucleotide messenger RNA. It is a transcript of the gene C7H1orf141, whose product is annotated as chromosome 7 C1orf141 homolog. The record is from RefSeq and is a predicted model, not a curated record. The transcript is spliced from 11 exons. NCBI's taxonomy places the organism in Eukaryota, Metazoa, Chordata, Testudines, Testudinidae. The coding region runs from base 518 to 1690 and encodes 390 amino acids.
ACGUGGCAGAAUUACUGCAGGAUCAUAUCCGUGGGGAAAGAGGUGAAGGGGCCGUAUGACUGAACUGCAUUUUCCAACCGUGUACACACUAUCUGUCUGGAGCAGACCACAGGAGCUCAGAGCAGCCUUGCAGAUGGGUUAGGGUGCCCUGGAGAUCUCUUCUGGCCUCCUGUAAAUUCUACAAUAAGACAAGGAGCAUCUUCCCUCCCUUCCCCCUUCUUUCCCCACGCCCCCAUAAACAAUCCCUCCUUUCCCCCAUCCUUGCUCACAUGAAGCUUAUCACCAUGGAAGCCUCAUUCAGUUUGCAUCUCACUGAACUUGGGCUUCACUGCUGCAGCAUGUUGUAGUGAAGUACAAGGUGGUUACACAGCAAGAGAGUGAAAGCCUGGAUGGAGCCUUCGGAGGACACUUGCUAACUUCAUUGCACAGGGUGCCUGUGGAAAUCCUGCAGCUGAGAGAUCUGCAGCUGGACCCAUCAUACUUCACCAUCUGGGCUAUUGAAUUUAAUUAAAGAAAAAUGACCCAGAGACUCUUAGGAAAACUUUAUACUCUGGAACAAUAUUCACGCAAAAGACUGGCCAAACAUGCAAAGGUUGAAAGCCCAGGGCUUGGGAAAUUGCAGCUAAAGCCAUUUGUGACAACCCCACUGACAUUUGAAUUUAAAGAGGAUUAUGAUAUACCCAGUGCUAGAACAAUAAAUAUUUCCAGGUUUAAACCUGCGCUGCAGUUUUCAGAAGAUGAACAGCUCUUUAGACAUCAGCAAAUAAGUCCUAGCAGGCUUAAAUCUGUGAUCCCAAGACUGGCGGCUAGAAAGAGUCACUCUGGCAAACCAACUGCAAGGCCAUUUAGUGCUCCAGAUACCUUGCAAGCUAAAGCAUGUCAUCAGAAAGAGAAUCUGUACACGUUAAAGGAUUUUAUUUCAUUAAAACUAAACCAAAAAGUAAAACCUGCUAGUCUUAGACCAAAAGUUCACAGAAGACCAAAGUGGAACACGGAGGUUGAAAAUGUUCUGAAGUUGGAUGUCCUCUGUCAGCAAGAUAGCCAAGCCCAUUUACCGUCUACUCUUGACCAUAUGGACACUUCUCAUUGGUGCCCUCCUAAAAGUGCCAGUAGUCAGAAUGAAGAGUCAUUUCUAACAGCUUUGAUGGGGGACAAGAUAGCGCAAUACAGUAUUUAUGGGGAAGCUGGCAAAUUCGUUGCUCAACAGCUAGAGAGAGACAAUAAAAUCAGAGUCUGUGUAAAUGGCCAUUUGCCAUUAGAUGGUCUGAAAGAAAGAAAUGAAGCUCCCCUGAAAGAAGAUGUUUUUAAUCUUGAAGAAACAGAAAGGAAGAAUAAUUUUCACCUGUCUAAAUCUGCUUCAGAAGAAAAGAAAAACCUCAUCUCCUUGACUAUUGAGGAUGAAAUGGAGAAACCAAAUGCCAAAAUAAUCAAUGUGGGCUCUCCGAAAGCAAAAUCUGCCAGGCCGGUGGUGAAAGUGAGUGAAACAUACCCCAUCAUUUAUGCUGAAGAAGGAUAUAUGCAAAACUUUAUUCUGAAGAAGUGGUUGCAUUUACAUGGAGAUAAAGUGUCUGAUGACUCAGAAAAGGAAAAUGAUGAGCUAAUAUUAAAUCACAGGCACUUAAAAAAAGGAAGAAAAGACUUUCAGCAGGAUAGAUUGUCUCCAUAUGGGAAGUGUUUGGAACUGAAAUGAACACAGGAGAUUUUCAUCAUGCUACUUAGAAGAUAUCUUACCAGCCGACGCUAAAUUUACACAUUGUGCUCAGACCUGAUAGUUUGAACUUCUGAAUAGACAUGCAAUUUCAUUCCUAUAACUCUUUCAGUAAGCAACAUGUAAGAACCCCACACUUCCAAUCAUUAGAUGCCUAAAUGGUGAUGCAAGUCCAUGGGCCCUUGGCUUUAUCUCCUUACAUUGCUAGAGUACAUGCAACAUAGCUGAGCACCUAAUUUGGUUUCUGAACUGAGCUAAUGUGUUUGUACAUGUAAACCCUGUAUUUGUAAUGCUUUGCCUAUAAAUGA